AUCUUAUCACUACCGCUCCCGAAAACACGACCGUCCGCUACCACUGCGUCGCACAGACUCUCAAUUGUCAGUUGUCAUCCGUUUUAAAUGUUGGGUAAAUGAAUAUUAGGCUACUGAUAGAGAAUCAUUCAAGUUGAGUAAAUUUAUUAUGGACCUUUGUCAAUUCCUCUAUAUUGAGAACAUUUUCAAUCCACGGUUCACAGAUAAAUCCACUACACCUACAUAUGUGUUUUACAACUUCUAUUAAAAAAAAAAUAUUUUGAAGUUUUAAUUUUACACAUUCAGGUUACUAAAAAUUGACGCUUUUCAAGGUGUAGGAAUGGCAGACGUGAGUUUCAGUCACGUUCUCUGUUUAGCGUCAAUCAGUCACAGUUGUGAGUGAGAGUGUGAGAGAGUAAAGUGCUGGUGCUGGCUUUCCCAGCUGUGAUAAGAACAGGUUACGUCUUUGGUCUGUGUGUCGGUUCCGACUGGGAGUUACGUCUCAGUACUUAGUACGAGUACGCCAGUUGCCGGCAAGCUAGCUUGUCAGGGCCAGGGCCAGUGAGUGCAUCAAAGUCUAGUGUGUAAUAGAGUGGGAUCUAGUGGGGGCCAGCAACGGAAGAAAACUCUCCUCAAUUUUCCAUCUAAGGAAAAUUCUGUCUGAUCGUUUCAUCCGCAAAGACCAACUAAUCCAGACAAAAUGUUGACCAGGGUUUGGUUGAGUAAAAAGCAGGCGGCUGUUGUGUUGGGAAUGGCCAUACUGUCGGUCAUCAUCCUGGCCGCUUCUUACUUUUAUGUAACACAAAUAAGAGCCGAAACUGAGAGAAAGCAUGAAGAAGCGUUUGCCGAGAGUCCCAGACCGCACAUUGUGUUCAUACUGGCUGAUGACAUGGGAUGGAAUGAUGUCGGUUUCCACGGCUCGAAUCAGAUUCCAACUCCUAAUUUGGAUGCUCUAGCUUUCAGUGGAAUAGUUUUGAACAAGCAUUAUGUUCAACCAGUUUGUACGCCAUCAAGAGCAGCGUUGAUGACUGGAAAAUAUCCAAUACAUACAGGUAUGCAAGGCAGGCCGAUGUAUGGCUCAGAAAAACGGGGCUUGCCUCUUGACGAGAAGAUUUUUCCACAGUACCUGAAAGAUCUCGGUUAUGCAACACACAUUACAGGCAAAUGGCAUCUGGGCUAUUACAAAAUUGAUUACACUCCUUUGAAGAGAGGCUUCGAUUCUCACACGGGCUACUGGAACGGAGCUAUCAGCUACUAUGAUCAUAUUUUGCAGGAAGUGGAAGAUGAAACGAUGAAUGGACAUGAUUUCCGAGUAAACUACACUACAGCUUGGCAUUAUCAAGGAAAAUAUGCGACGGAUGUAUUUACAGAGGAGGCUGAGCAUAUAAUACAGCACCAUAAUGCUUCGAAGCCUCUAUUCUUAUACAUGCCUCAUUUGGCUUGUCAUGCUGGGAAUGAAGGCAAAUGGUUAGAAGCACCUCAAGAGGCAAUCAACAAAUUCUCCUUCAUUCCAGAUCCAAACAGGCGGACAUACGCUGCAAUGGUGCAUAAACUUGAUGAGUCGGUUGGAAGAGUGGUUUCGGCUCUUGCUGAGAGAAGGAUGCUACAUAACUCGAUAAUUGUAUUUGUAUCUGACAAUGGAGCUCCCAUCAAUGGCAUAUUCAAGAACUACGGCUCAAAUCAACCACUCAGAGGAGAGAAAUCAACUCUGUGGGAAGGUGGAAUACGCACGCCUGCAUUCGUUUGGAGUCCACUUCUGCAGAGCAACUCUCGUGUCUCCACUCAACUCAUGCACUUGACAGAUUGGUUACCAACUCUCUACUCUGCUGCUGGAGGAGACGUGGAAGAUCUUCCCAAAGAACUGGACGGCUAUGACAUGUGGACUUCUCUAUCGCAGGAUCUCGUUUCUGAAAGAGAUGAGUUGAUUGUAAAUAUCGAUGAGAUCAAGAGAUAUGGGUCCAUUAUUUUCGCAGAAAAUUCAACAUCAGAAAGUCAGACUUUAUACAAACUUAUUGUGGGUAAAGCACAUUCCAAUAACUAUUUCACUCUUCUUGAUCUUCAACAGUCACCAAAAUAUGAUCCAGAUAGUUUGUUGAACAGUCAGACUUACAAAGCAAUCAAAAAAUUGGGAAAGACAAGCAACAAUUCUCAAGAGGAGAUCAAUGCAGCGACCAUUUUGAAAUUACGUCGAGAAGCUACAGUUACUUGCCCAUCAAUGGAGGAAGUAGCCAAUUGCUCUGGAAUCUGUGUAUACGAUUUGACGAAUGACCCUUGUGAACAGAACAAUCUAUCUGAAAGAAGUGAGCUGCAAAGUUUGAUAGCAACUUUCAAGAACCGAUAUGAAAGCCUCUUCAAAUCUGUGACUCCUCAGUUACCAAUAGUCAUGGAUCCAAGAGCAAAUCCUGCUCUUCACAACUACACAUGGAGUAUUUGGGAGACGAGCUGAUCGACCACCUACAAUAAUAUUGCGUUAAGUUAUGAUAUAUGAUGGCUUCAAAUAUCAAAAAGCUUACCUUUUGUCAGUAACUUUUACUAUGGCCUUCUCCAAUCUCUGUCUAGUAACUAAGUAUUAUCUCAAGUAGAGGAAGAAUGACAAUUACCAAUACAGGAUUAUAUCACCAAUAUUGGAAGGUGACCGCUUGAAAAAAAAACAGUCUAUAGACUAUAUAAAUAGGUUAUUUCUUAGGUAGGCAAUCAUAUUUAUACAAAACAUAAUCAUCAUUGGUUAUCCUGAGUACAAGUCAAAGCAAAAGUCAACUCUAGUCAAGAUGCUCUGUGUGGUCGGUCUCAUAUUCACAAAUAUUUCAUAGUCAUCUUUAAUUUAGUUGUUUGAAGCAACAUAUAUAUAAGGAGCUUUUUCAAGAAUGAAAUCAUUGAUGACUAUCUGACUGACACAGAAGCUUGUCAAACCAUUUUUGGCCCAUACUUAUGACAUUCGCUUGCCCAAAGGUGGUAGGACAUUACAAAUGACUCCAUUGUUUUGAAUUGACUCUCGUAUAUCGAUUUAUUUGGCUUAGAGGGAUUAAAUCCUGCUAAUUCUUGAUCACAGUAUUUUAUUGUAUAUUUUUAGACUACUCAACUUUUAUUCAAUUACAGUACCUAAGACAAGAAUAUUCACUUGAGAUUUGAAAACUGCAAGUUUUUAUAAUAUAGUAUAUAGGCCUAAAAAAGAACAUAUUUUUGUGAUAGCACAGCAUAAUAUUGUUAAAAUAGUUCUAGAUAAUUAUACUACUUAUUUGUAAUUGUUAUUACGUGCAAAAAAGCAUUAUUGUUUUUCAAAUAUAAACUUUUUUACGGCUUGUAGAAUA
Nilaparvata lugens (brown planthopper) is the source of this 3287-nucleotide messenger RNA. RefSeq names its product arylsulfatase B. The coding region runs from base 680 to 2425 and encodes 581 amino acids. Lineage: Eukaryota; Metazoa; Arthropoda; Insecta; Hemiptera; Delphacidae. The record is from RefSeq and is a predicted model, not a curated record. The transcript has 10 exons.